GCGUCGGGCGCCGCUGACAUCAUGCUGCAGUAGCGGGGCUGGGCAGGGCAGGGCAGAGAAGGCAGCAGAAGAGAGAGAGAGAGAGAAGGAGAGUGUGUGAGAGAGAGAGAGAGACCCGUCCCUCCCUCCCUCUCUCUUUCCCUGCAAGAUGGGGUCCGGGCAGCCCCUCGCCUGCCUCCUGCCAAUGCUGCUCCUCCUCUCCGCCGGCGCCCUGGGCAACAAAGCCAACAAGCACAAGCCCUGGAUUGAAGCUGAGUAUCAAGGUAUCGUCAUGGAGAAUGAUAAUACAGUCCUGCUGAACCCGCCACUCUUUGCUUUGGACAAGGAUGCACCAUUGCGCUAUGCAGGUGAAAUAUGUGGAUUCCGGAUCCAUGGAGCAGGGGUGCCUUUUGAAGCAGUGAUCCUGGACAAAGCAACAGGCGAGGGAUUGAUCCGGGCCAAAGAGCCAGUGGAUUGCGAAGCUCACAAGGAGCACACUUUCACCAUCCAGGCCUAUGACUGUGGGGAAGGACCAGAUGGUGCCAACACCAAGAAGUCCCACAAGGCCACUGUUCAUGUACGUGUGAAUGAUGUCAACGAGUUUGCUCCAGUCUUUGUGGAUAAGCUUUACCACGUAGCGGUGACUGAAGGAAAGCUCUAUGACCGCAUCCUGCGCGUGGAGGCCAUUGACGGUGACUGCUCCCCUCAGUACAGCCAGAUCUGCUACUAUGAGAUCCUGACUCCCAAUGUCCCCUUCCUCAUUGACAAUGACGGAAACAUUGAGAACACUGAGAAACUGCAGUAUAGCAGUGACCGCCUCUAUAGGUUUACUGUGACAGCCUAUGACUGUGGCAAGAAACGGGCCUCUGAUGAUGCAGAGGUGGAGAUUCAGGUGAAGCCCACUUGUAAACCCAGCUGGCAAGGUUGGAAUAAGAGGAUUGAGUACACCCCGGGGACAGGCAGCCUUGCUCUUUUCCCCAGCAUUCACCUGGAGACAUGUGAUGAGCCCCUCUGGAACAUCCAAGCCACCGUGGAACUUCAAACAAACCAUGUGGCCAAAGGCUGUGACCGUGACAAUUAUUCUGAGAAGUCUCUGCGCAAACUCUGUGGUGCUGCCACGGGUGAGAUCGACCUGCUGCCUGUCCCUAGCCCCAUGGCUAACUGGACGGCACGCCUUUCAGUCCAUUACAGCCAGGAUAGCAGCCUCAUCUACUGGUUCAAUGGCAGCCAGGCCACCCAGGUGCCCAUAGGCAGUGGAACUGGUGCUCUCGAAGGACUGAGUGACCAUUUUACUUUGUCUCUGUGGAUGAAACAUGGUGUGGCACCAAGCAAGAGCAAGAGGGAAGAGGAGACAGUGAUCUGCAGCACCAUGCAGAGCGAAGAUGGCUAUUCCCAUUAUUCCCUGGCUGUGCAUGGGUGCCGCAUAGCUUUUCUCUACUGGCCGUUGCUGGAGAGUGCUAGGCCUGUCAAAUUCCUCUGGAAACUGGAGCAGGUCUGUGAUGACGAGUGGCACCAUUAUGCUCUUAACCUAGAGUUCCCCACUGUUACACUUUACGUGGACGGUGUUUCCUAUGACCCCGCACUGAUCCAUGACAAUGGGCUCAUCCACUCCCCACGGCGUGAAUCUUCCCUCAUGAUCGGAGCCUGCUGGGCUGAAGACAAAAGCAAAGAGAAAAUAAAAGUGAAUGAGAAUGCCACAGAUGUGGGGCAAGGAGACCCUCUGCUGAUUCACCACUACUUCCACGGUUACCUGGCUGGCUUCACUGCACGUCCUGGCAGCCUUGAGAGCCGGGAGGUGAUUGAAUGUCUCUAUGCCUGUCGCGAGGGGCUGGACUACAGCGACUUUGACAGCCUCGGCAAAGGGAUGAAGGUUCAUGUUAACCCCUCUCAGUCUCUUCUUACCUUGGAGGGUGAUGAUGUUGAAACCUUCAACCAUGCGAUCCAGCAUGUUGCCUACAUGAACUCGCUGCGUUUUGCUACUCCUGGAGUCCGACCCCUCAAGCUAACCACUAAAGUCAAAUGCUUCAGUGAGGAGUCCUGUGUCUCCAUCCCAGAUGUGGAAGGUUACGUGGUUGUCCUUCAGCCUGACGCUCCUCAGAUCUCACUCAGUGGCAGCUCCCACUUUGCCCGCCCUGCCUCUGAUUUCGAACGCCCUGAGGGAGUUCCUCUCUUCUCUGACCUGCAGAUUUCUUGCUCCAUUUCACAUCAGGUGGAGGCCAAGAAAGAUGAGAGCUGGCAUGGCACAGUGGCAGAUACACGGAUGUCAGAUGAGAUUGUUCACAAUCUGGAUGGCUGUGAGAUAUCCCUGGCUGGUGAAGAACUGGAUCCCGAGAAGGAGUACCUUCUUCUGGAUGGAGCCUCCCUCCAGCAGCGAGGCUUGGAGCUUAUCAACACCUCGGCUUAUCUUACAGUCACUGGCGUGGAGAGCAUUGCUGUGUAUGAAGAGAUCCUUCGCCAGGUCUCAUAUUGCAUCCGUCAUGGCGCUGCCCUCUAUGAGAGGAAGUUCCGCUUGUCUUGCACAGAAAUGAAUGGGCGUUACUCCAGCAAUGAGUUUACUGUUGAGGUGAAUGUCCUUCAUAACAUGAACCGGGCGGCUCAUCCCAAUCACAUUAUGAGUUCCCAGCAGUUCGUGCACCGAGGCCAUCACCUGCCACCAGAGCUCUCUGGGCACAGCUUGGCUAAUGUCCAUCGCAACUCCAUGGUCCCCAGUGCUGCUACUGUGAUCAUUGUGGUGUGUGUCAGCUUCCUGGCCCUGAUGGUCAUCCUGGGCAUCCUACGCAUCCACUCCUUGCACAGGCGAGGGGGCGAGCGGGAGUGUACAAGCGAAUCUGCCGGGAGCCAGGGAGGGUCCCAUGCCAAGGAGAGUGAGAUGUUCUGGGACGACUCUGCUCUCACCAUCAUCGUCAACCCCAUGGAGUCGUAUCAGAACUGCCAGGAGAGGGCAGCAGAAAGCACAGAGUCUAAGGCCAGAGAGGCAGCUGAAGAGGAGGACAGCAGUGGCUCUGACUCACCAGACAGCCCUGGCAGUGAUGCUGCUGAGAGCCAGCGCAUUGUGGGCAAGCAUGAUGCCCCUUGCUGCUACUAGAGGCAUGCAGUGGAGGGUGGGUGGGGGGAGAGGAAGUGGAAUGCCAACAAAGGGAGGUUCUGAUGUUGUUUAGUAUUUGAGGGGGGCGGGGGACAAACCUAACCCCUUACCGUCUUUCUCGUCUUACUCUUCCUACUCUCUUGUCCUGCCCCUUCAAUUUUCUCCAAACCUCCUCUGUUUGCACACUGGAAGUACAACAUUUUGAAGCAUGAGGCAGAAAAUCUAAUUGGCAUCCUCCCUGCCCCAAGUAAAAUACAGGACAUAAUCUGCCGGCAGUUCUCCAGUGCAAGCCAAACAAAUUGAUGAGGGAGUUAUGUAUGGAUUACAUCCCAUGGCUCAGGUUUCUCUCCAAUCCUGCUGCCCAGCAAUUUGCUUCCCGAGGUGGUUGCUUUGGCCUGCUGCACCACAGAUCCGCUUCCACCUCCUGUCCCGGCCUUCUUUUCAAGAGCAAUGUCCGAGGAAAGGAUCAUCUUUCUUCCUAGGCUCCUCUCGUCUUGCUGAAACUCAAGUGAGGCACUUCUGACCUCCUUCUCUAGCAGAAGGACCUCCAAUUCCCAUCCCACCAGGCUAGGAUGACCUUGGUUGGCAUCCUAUGCAGCAGGAAUGCAGAGAAAUGAGAAGGGAGCUAGGGCAGGGAUGACAUAAGGGGUAAAUCAGACGCCCCAAGAUACUAUAUAUAUAUAUUGUAUAUUUUUUCAAUGUUGUUGUUUGAGGUUUAUUCUCGUUUUCUUGUUUGAGGCCAACAAACAAAAAACUGCUGCUUGUGUUGCUUUGUAAAAUUGUCAAUAAUAUUCGAAGUGAAGAAAAACAAUGUCGAGAAGAGAAUGGAACAGAUUUUAAAAUAAAAAGAAUUUUAAAAAGUCAA
This is a messenger RNA of Anolis carolinensis (green anole), 3929 nucleotides long. It is a transcript of the gene clstn3, whose product is annotated as calsyntenin 3. NCBI's taxonomy places the organism in Eukaryota, Metazoa, Chordata, Lepidosauria, Squamata, Anolidae. Gene Ontology annotation, molecular function: X11-like protein binding; calcium ion binding; amyloid-beta binding. Bases 149 to 3064 code for a protein of 971 amino acids. The record is from RefSeq and is a predicted model, not a curated record. The transcript has 18 exons. Gene Ontology annotation, biological process: positive regulation of synaptic transmission; homophilic cell-cell adhesion; positive regulation of synapse assembly. Gene Ontology annotation, cellular component: postsynaptic membrane; cell surface.